UUUUCCCCAGUCCCCGCCCUCUUGUUCCACAGUGUCUUUCCCCGGUGACCUUGGGUGACCGCGCCAUCGCCGCCCAUCGCGUUCCUCCGGGCGGAAGAUUUUUUUUUCCCGGCGCUCGCUCCUUGCCCGGCCCUGCCCCUUGCCACCCCCGCAGUGGAGCCCUUGGGAUCCCCACCCACCCCCGGCCUAAAAGAGCCUCGGGGACAUUCUGCACCAGCCGUCGAUACUCAUGUGCUAGGCUCUCAUUUCCAGCCAGGCUCUGGCGUCGUAUGCACGCCGGCCUCGAUCUCUUCUCCUACGAGCUCCGUGCGCCUACUGUAAGUAGUCGAGCCGGGGGGCCGACGAUGGCAGUUAGCUCAUGACUGUAACCUUGUGUCAUGGAUGACUCUGCAUUAUCCCUUGGAACGAUAGAUGUUUCUUAUUUGUCAAAUUCAUCAGAAUACAGCUUGAGCAGAUGUAAGCACUCGAAUGAAGAAUGGGGAGAGUGUGAUUUUAGACCCACUGUCUUCAGAUCUGCAUCUUUAAAAUGGAAGGAAACUUUCAUGAGCAGGAAGAGGCCAUUUGUGGGACGAUGUUGCUAUGUAUGCACUCCCCAGAGCCGGGAUAAACUGUUCAAUGCCAGUAUUCCUUCCUUGGGACUGCGGAACGUCAUCUAUAUUAAUGACACACACACAAGACACAGAGGAUGGCUUGCAAGAAGGAUCUGCUACAUGCUUUUUGUGCAGGAAAGGGAUGUGCAUAAAGGCAUGUUUGCCAGUAAUGUGGCAGAAAAUGUAUUCAAUAGUACCAGGGUUCAGGAAGCAAUUGAAGAAGUAGCUUCAGAAUGGAAUUCCCUAGAUACUUCUCCUCCACAUGAAUCAAAAGCCAUCAGUAAGGUGAAAAAGAAAGCAAAACGGAUUCUGCAAGAAAUGGUUGCUAAUGUCUCACCUGCAAUGAUCAGGUUGACUGGUUGGGUGCUGCUAAAACUAUUCAACAGUUUCUUUUGGAACAUUCAGAUUCACAAAGGUCAACUUGAGAUGGUUAAAGCAGCAGCUGAGAUGAAUUUGCCUCUUAUCUUCCUUCCGGUUCAUAAAUCCCAUAUCGACUAUCUAUUACUCACAUUCAUUCUUUUCUGUCAUAACAUCAAAGCACCGUAUAUUGCUGCUGGUAAUAACCUGAACAUCCCCAUUUUCAGUACACUGAUCCACAAACUUGGAGGCUUUUUCAUACGUCGGAGGUUGGAUGAGACGCCAGAUGGAAAGAAAGAUAUUCUCUACAGAGCUUUGCUCUUUGGGCACAUAGAGGAACUCCUCCGACAGAAACAGUUCUUGGAAAUAUUCCUGGAAGGCACCCGCUCACGGAGUGGGAAGACGUCAUGUGCUCGAGCUGGUCUCUUGUCCGUGGUUGUAGAUACUCUUUCCACAAAUGCCAUCCCAGAUGUCUUGGUAAUACCAGUUGGAAUCUCCUAUGAUCGCAUCAUUGAAGGUCACUACAAUGGUGAACAGCUGGGUAAGCCCAAGAAGAACGAAAGCCUCUGGAGUGUAGCGAGAGGAGUUUUCAGGAUGUUGCGUAAAAACUACGGAUGUGUCAGAGUAGAUUUUGCACAACCGUUUUCCUUAAAGGAGUAUUUAGAGAGUCAGAGUCAAAAACCCAUGCUUGCCCCAUUGUCCCUGGAACAAGCUCUGCUGCCAGCUAUACUUCCUUCAAGACCACAAGAUGCUUCUGAUGAAGGUACAGCGGGUGUUGUCGUGGAGGCCAGGAAUUUGACUGAUGAGCCCCUAAGAAGGCAGUUGAUAGCCAACCUUGCUGAGCACGUACUGUUCACUGCUAACAAGUCGUGUGCUGUGAUGUCAACACACAUUGUUGCCUGUCUGCUUCUCUACAGACAUAGGCAGGGAAUUGACCUUUCCAAAUUGGUGGAAGACUUCUUCAUUAUGAAGGAAGAGGUACUGGCUCGUGAUUUUGACUUGGGGUUUUCAGGAAAUUCUGAAGAUGUUGUCAUGCACGCUAUCCACCUGUUGGGAAACUGUGUAACAAUCACCAACACCAGCCGAAACGAUGAGUUCUUUAUUACUCCGAGCACAACUAUUCCUUCAGUCUUUGAACUCAAUUUCUACAGCAAUGGGGUGCUGCAUGUGUUUAUCAUGGAGGCCAUUAUUGCAUGCAGCCUUUAUGCCAUCCUGAAUAAGCGAUGCCCAAAUGGGGCCAAUGGUAUUUCAUCCAAUCUGAUUAGUCAGGAACAACUGGUCCGUAAAGCUGCUGGCUUGUGCUAUCUGCUUUCUAAUGAAGGCACCAUCUCUCUGCCCUGUCAGACAUUUUACCAAGUUUGCCAUGAAGCAGUAGGAAGGUUUAUACAAUAUGGCAUUCUCGUAGUGGCAGAGCAAGAUGAUCAGGAAGACAUUAGCCCCGGUCUUCCGGAACAGCACUGGGAUAAGAAGCUUCCUGAGCCUUUGUCUUGGAGAAGUGAUGAAGAAGAUGAGGACAGUGAUUUUGGCGAAGAACAAAGAGAUUGUUACCUGAAGGUGAGCCAGUCGAAAGAGCAUCAGGAGUAUAUCGCCUUUCUGCAGCGAUUACUGGGACCUUUGCUGGAGGCCUACAGCUCAACUGCCAUCUUCAUUCACAACUUCACUGGCCCGGUCUCAGAAACAGAGUAUCUACAAAAGUUACACAAAUAUUUAAUAACCAGGACAGAAAGGAAUGUUGCAGUGUACGAUGAGAGCGCUACCUAUUGUCUUGUGAAAAAUGCGGUGAAAAUCUUUAAGGAUAUUGGGGUUUUCAAGACAACAAAGCAAAAGAGAGUUUCUAUUUUGGAAUUAAGCAACACUUUUCUACCUCCGUGCAACAGGCAGAAACUCCUGGAGUAUAUUCUAAGCUUCGUUGUUUUGUAGAUGAUGAUUGCAUUGGUUGUGAAAGAGGAAAAAAACCCAGGCCGUGAGGUGGAAGCCAGCGCUUAGUACAGUGCCCAGAGCUUAGUACAGUACCCGGCACAUAGUAAGCGCUUAACAAAUACCAUAAAACAGUCACUUUCAGGGCUUUCACUGACUCACGUUUAAGGUGCCAUUGUAUGUUAGGGCCUUAUCUGACUUAAUCCGCUGGAAGACAAGUGCCUUCUUACCUAUGAAUUUGUGAUAAUCCAAAUUCUGUGACAAAACAAUAACAAAUGGCUAAUACUUGGAGGGCUUCCAGACUUAUUGGCAAAACAAUCUGCAGGUUAAAAAAAAUUUCAUUACAUUAUAUUCUUAAUUUUUAUCAAAGGGUUAUAUUUUAAAUAACUACUUUUAAAGACUAAUUACUGUGACAGAUGCAAAAAUAUAGAUAUUAACAAGAGCCUGGAGCUUAUGUUUAGACUUUGUGCUGCUUGCAGCAAAUGGACUCCAGUUAAUAUUCCCUUUUAUGGAUUAUUUUGCACCUCUGGUUCAAUGACUUGUCUUUUUGGUAGUGAGCAAUCUAAUUUUGUAAAAAAAAAAAAAUCCUUCAUCCCAUAGUGCUUUGAAAAUGCAAUGGGCCAUGGCUGAUCUCAUACUCUACCCAGGGAUCUCAGCUGCAAGAAAAACACUAAAUAAAAGCUUAGGUCAGGAAGUAAACCUACCUAUAAACAGUCUGACAAUGAUCCGGGCAGAGCACUCACAAAGAAAAUCAUGUAGUUAAAACUCAAAUUGUCACCAAAUUGUCUGAUAUUCUCUACUUGGGUAAAAACUGGUAGCGGGAUAUCGGCCACAGGCACUGCUCCUGUUUCAUGUCUGUGAAUGAUGCGUCGCUCUAGCAUCGUACUCCCUACGUUCUCUGAAGCACAGGGUCCGUCUGCCAGGGACAGGGAAAUACUGCCUUCCUAGCUGUUGUUGUUGCUUCCUACAUCAUCCGGGGCUGUUUCCCUAAGUCUCCCACCCCACGCAUGGCCAUCUUCUGCCUUUUUGGAGCUUCGGUUGAUGGGGAGCUUAGCCCAGGUGCUGUGGUGCUAAGCCACAAGUUAAAUGGUUUAUGAAGAGAUUUGUAGACAUUUAGCUUUUGCAGAAAGCCAUAGUUCCACAACGUCCUUAGUAGAAGCCAUGCCCAAAUCUAGCAUGUCGAAUGGUUGUUUUAAACUAUAUAGGGACAGGUGAUGGAAUGGUCGUCUGCUCGUAAGAGGCAUGUGCCUUUUUUGUUAGUAUAAUAAUGAGCUCAUUGCCCUAAUGUUGAUGUUCCCAUGUGAUAAUGUGAUAUUAGCACAUUUUCUAAUGGCCUGCUGCCCAUUAUUUCUGUAGCAUAAUGGAAUUAGGACUUUUCCCUGAUGAAAGUAGUGACCUUAUUUUGAUUCUAAUGCGGUUAUUUAGGCUUAAAUUUAUAUCAUAAGUUUAGUUUUUAACUAUUCAAACAGCAGGUAAUGAAAAGUUUCAGGGUAUAUGCUACUGACCGGCAUUUCAUUGAAACUUCUAGCCCUAAUUUUACAGUCUUGAAGUCACUACCCCAUUGCACCUGUAUUCCAUUUUUAACUUAUUUUCUUUUAUCACUGCAUAAAAUGAAAUUCAAGUUGUUUCAUCCUAGACAUCGUUUGUGUUAAGCCAGUAUUUUAGUAGAUGUUUUGAUGUUCUUAGAAUCAUAGAGCUGGAAAGGAUCUCGAGUGGUCAUCUGGUAAAAUAGAAAAACUGUUUUGCUUGGAGCCAGAAUAAUACAUUUUGGGUAACUGAGUUCUCAAGGAAGCUUGGUUUUUUAGGCUUUUUUUUUAGGGUCUGCCUUACUGAGGGAAUCUGACAUCUUAUAAUCUUGAAAGACUUUAGAAACAGACAGUUUCCCUUUCCCAAAUAUUUUUUAAGUCCUUCCUAACUAUAAAUCACUGCAUUCACAAACCUCUUUGUCAGGGGCUAAAAGCAAAUGUAAAACACGACGACACAAAGGCAGUCAAGGCACAAUCACUCAGCACGAGCUGGUGCCCACAACCUGAGCCUACGUUCUUAUCAAAGUUUUCUACAAGUCCAGUUACCUGCUUGGAAAAGUACAGCGAAUGAUUCCUCAGCACUAUUAGCUCACUGUGAGAAAAAGUCUGCAUGCUUUUUGUUAUCAAUGGGUGCUUUGAAACCUUUUCUAAGAAAGAAAAAUCUCAACCAAAGUUAUGCUAAUACAGAGAGGUUCACCAGAGAAUUAGUUUGAGGAAAAGUGCACUAUCCUUUCAAUGCCUCAGUUAUUGAUACCCACUUACAAUCAUCACAACAGAAGUAGCAGGUCAAGCUCCAUCCGAUUUUGUCUUAGUGUACCCUGUUAACAUUUUCAGCCUAGCAUUGUUAAGGUUCGAUGGCUUCCAUUUAAGGUUAACCAAACUAGGUGCUUGUAAAUAAUUGAUUACAGUUUACGGUAUUGCAUUUCUGUGCAUCCUCUCUUGGGGAAGACUAUGUAAAGGAAACAAGCAAUAUGAAACUAAAGCUUCUCUAAUAACUAUAUCCUUUCUAAUUCAGAUUGGCCAGAAAAAUGGGGUAUAGGAGGAGCUGUUCAUUAUGUAAAACCCAUCAGGAAAAUAAUCAGUGCGGUAACUGGAGGUACGUUGAAGAUUGGAGAAUGAAGAUUCAGGUGUUUUGGAGAGGGUGAGGAGAGUGUUUAUAGUAUUCCCGAGAAACAACAAUGAGACCAUGCAGUGUAGGUAACCUAAAGGGAAAGUGUCUGGAUGUGCUCUAGACUUCUGUUUUUGGUGGAACUUGGCCUGCAUGCUUCUUCAGGAACCAAGGAGUCUACUGGGUUAUGAGGCAGCAAAGAUGAGAAAGAUUUCCUUUAGAGGCAGUUUGUCUCAAAAAUUUUUCAUUUUUCUCAAAGGGUUCAGGACUGUAGCUUUUAUCACUCUGGAUAAGUAGUGAGAGCCUUAAGAGGACAGAGAGAUCUGGGUGGCCCAGCCAACUGUAGGUGUCUGAGGACAAGAAUAGUUUGGAAGAAAAUCUGCUGACUUGAGUUGGGGAAAAAGAUGGGUUGUAAGAAAUGUUGUUUUAGGCCCCUGAAGACGGGCAUCUAGGUUUAACCUGAACUGAUGAUGGCAUUUAAGAGACUUGACUGAACAUCUCGAGCUCUGAAAUGACUUGAUGGAGAGUUGGAAACUAUUUGCCUGUUGUAAAAAGAAAUCACGGAUUCAUUUUGUAAAAAGAACGGUUCUAAGUGUGCUGUAAAAUAACACUGUGUGAGUGUUCGUCUGCUAAACCAGUUUGAAAAUAUUAACUAAUUUCUAUGCCUGUUAAGUGUACUGUAAGAAGCACAAAAAUGUAGUUUAUUUUAAUAAAAAAUAAAAAUGAUUGUGAUUCAUGAAA
This is a messenger RNA of Ornithorhynchus anatinus (platypus), 6239 nucleotides long. RefSeq names its product glycerol-3-phosphate acyltransferase, mitochondrial (gene GPAM). The transcript has 21 exons. Gene Ontology annotation, biological process: phospholipid biosynthetic process. Lineage: Eukaryota; Metazoa; Chordata; Mammalia; Monotremata; Ornithorhynchidae. The record is from RefSeq and is a predicted model, not a curated record. Gene Ontology annotation, molecular function: glycerol-3-phosphate O-acyltransferase activity. The coding region runs from base 378 to 2867 and encodes 829 amino acids. Gene Ontology annotation, cellular component: mitochondrial membrane; plasma membrane.